This is a messenger RNA of Owenia fusiformis, 1034 nucleotides long. NCBI's taxonomy places the organism in Eukaryota, Metazoa, Annelida, Polychaeta, Sabellida, Oweniidae. The record is from the annotation of a GenBank genome assembly.
GUCAGUAUUAUGGAAUGGAUCAUGAUGCAUUUGAACAUGCUGUGGAACAUGAAUGUUUGGAACUGUCAAAUCACCAACUUCCAGAUAACGGAAAAUAUAAUUCACAGCGUACAUACAACCCUUACAAUCGAAACAUGGGACAGAUGACUGUUUACAGGUUACGAAUAAAAUGUGAUUGUGCAGGAGACCCGAGGUUACAACAACAAGGUGCAAGGUGUAGCAAAGUCCUUCCUUAUAAUCAACAAGAAUGGCCAGCAUACAUGGGAAAAUAUGCAAACAGUCACUGGAUGGAUAGAAAUCAUCAGAAUUCAUAGACAAUUAUAUAUGUACCAUGUCCCACCUGUGGAGACUACCAAUUUGAAAGAUUACACACACGCAAAGACUACCCAUUGUAGACUACCCAUACAUGAAGACUAUCCAUUUGUAACCUACCCAUGCACAGAGACUACCCAUUUGUAGACUACCCAUUUGUAACCUACCCACGCACAGAGACUACCCAUUUGUAACCUACCCAUGCACAGAGACUACCCAUUUGUAGACCAACCACACAUGGAGACGACCCACACAUGAAGCCUACCCAUUUGUAAAACCACCCAUGCAUGGAGACGCAUUUGUAAAGAUCACCGUUGCUUUGAUACUACACAUGUAUAAAACUAUACAUGUAUAGACUAUAAGAUCUUGUUGGCUAUGUGAUUAAGAAUGUAGUUAAACAGUUUAGUCUUAAAAUACAAAGACGUGAACAGGCAAUUAAUGAAUUGAAAUUACAAUUUAUAAUGUCAUAUUGGAUUUUUCCUUUCAUUACCCCAUAGGGUCAAUGCAUUAACAUUGUCAAUGUGCAAUAUUUUACUUGAACUACAUGCAUAUAACAUUAGAAUAAUAUUUUGGGAGUGUAUUUGCUACUCUUCUGUUACUUGCAUCAAAUUGUUCCGAAAGCAAAAUUAAUGGAACACAAGAAAUUAUUCCAAACCUCAAAAAUGUUGGUCAGUGAAAAUUUAGGAUUAGGAUCACCUGUAGAUUUUCAUGUCGCUCAAUGU